Molecule: messenger RNA, 863 nt
Organism: Acanthoscelides obtectus
Lineage: Eukaryota; Metazoa; Arthropoda; Insecta; Coleoptera; Chrysomelidae
Source: the annotation of a GenBank genome assembly
GAAAUGUUUAGCUUUAACCUCACUUUUGUAUUUGUAUGUCACGAUUGACAGAAUUGUCAACGCCACAUGGAACAUAAAUCAGCUGAUUGGUUUCAUUUGAAGCUGUAUUUAUUCCUGUUUUUAUGAUUACUUUUUUGAUAACGUGAUUAAUUAAUUCAGUUUGUAAACAUACAUGCAAGUGAUAGGUAGUGCAAACGUGUUCUUCGAAGUGAUAAUAUGAAUAUUAAGAGAAUAGUCUAUGAAAAUUGUAACAAAAAUUGUUUUUUGAAUGAUAAGUGCUCCUCACAAUACCCAGUUAUGAUCUAGAUUACUUGAAAAUAGGUAUUUGGGACGCAAUAAGCUAAUGAGCCAGUACUUAAGUUUAAAAUGAUACCUGACGGAAUUUAGGUAUUUAAAGGAUCAAAUUGAUAUUGACUAUUCAUUAUGGAUAACAUGGUGCUUAUUCCCCUUCUUAUUACAUUUUUGCUUCCACUAUUCAUAGUCUUCUUGUUGUAUAUGACAGCAUGUAUAUUGUAUUUGAAGAGGAGGCAUUGGGAGAAAAUAAAGGCAACUUUACAAGUUGGGGAUAAGUGGGAGGGCAGCAAGAAAGUCUGUUGGUGCUAUUUGGGAUACCCACGGUUUUAUAUGGCAUGGUUACGAAAUUGAAGGAAUAGAAAACCUGCCUGCAAAUGGUGCAGCACUGAUCAUAUACCAUGGAGCAAUUCCUAUAGAUCUAUAUUACCUCCUAGCUAAAGUUUUGCUGAUAAAAGACAGAUUGAUACACACAGUUGCUGAUCAUUUUUUAUUUAAAAUACCAGGUGAGUAACCAAUAAAAUAUUGAAAAGACAGCUUGAUAUUUAUUGAAAAAUUACCAAAGUCAGAAA